This is a messenger RNA of Cajanus cajan (pigeon pea), 3118 nucleotides long. NCBI's taxonomy places the organism in Eukaryota, Viridiplantae, Streptophyta, Magnoliopsida, Fabales, Fabaceae. The record is from RefSeq and is a predicted model, not a curated record.
CAAAGCUGGUUACGUUAACCAACCACUGCUAUUGUAAUCCUGCUCCAACUGUUGUGGUGUUGCUUCCUCUGCUCCUCAUAUCAGCAAAAACACUCUGCAAAUUUUAGAACCCAAUUGUUAGAAGAGAGUCCCAUGGCAUAAAAAUGUUAUCUUUCGCCAUAACCAUACCUGUCUUCCCCGUUAUUAGCAUUAACAAAUGGAAGCAGAGACGCAGACAUAGUCAAAGGGUGUAUGCUUCCAUUCGCCAUGACAGCCUCAGAGUGCUCGAAUGGGACAAGCUUUGCGAUUUGGUCGCUUCCUUUGCCACCACUUCCUUGGGCCGUCAAGCUCUCAAGGACCAGCUAUGGUAUCUGAAUCAAACUUUUGAGGAAAGUCUUGCACUUCUUGAGGAAACUAAUGCUGCUGUCGAAAUGCGCAAGCAUGGCUCUUUCAGAUUGCACUUGGGGCACCUUGAUGCUAUGCUGGUAAAAAAUGCCAUUCAACAUGCCCGGAGAAGUAUACCAGUGAGUGGCUACGAGGCACGGGCUGUUGUGGCUCUUCUGCAGUGUUCUGAGACCUUGCAGGGUGAUCUCAAGGCUGCAAUUAAGGAAGACAAAGAUUGGUAUAGUCGUUUCAUGCCUCUUACAGAAGUGAUAAUGGAAUUAGUUGUCAAUCGUUCUUUAAUUAAAGCAAUAGAGCAAGUUGUUGAUGAAGAUGGAUCUAUUAAGGACUCUGCGAGUCCAGCCCUUAAACAGUCACGCCAACAAGUGCAAGUGAUUGAGAGAAAGGUACAACAGUUAAUAGAGAGCAUAAUCAGGAGUGAAAAGAGUGAAACAUCAAUCCUCGAAGUGAAUAACGUCGAUGGCAGGUGGUGUGUAAGAGUAGAUUCUGGACAGAAGACGAGUUUCAAGGGUCUACUAUUAUCCAGUGGAUCAGGAGUUGAAAGUACUAUAGAGCCACUUUCUGCUGUUCCUUUAAAUGAUGAGUUGCAGCGAGCAAAAAGUUUGGUGGCAAAAGCUGAAGCAGAUGUGCUUUUGACAUUAACCAAGAAGAUGCAACUGGACCUUGAUGAUGUAGAAAAGAUAUUGAACAGUUUGGUUCAACUAGAUGUGAUUAAUGCUCGUGCUACUUACGGUCUUACAUUUGGAGGGUCAAGUCCUCAUAUAUUUCUGCCAGAUAGGAGUAGCUCUUCUACUGCAGAAGCCUUCUUACCAAGGAAUGAAGAUUCCUAUGAACCAUUACCCAGCAAAAGGGAAUGGAAGUUGUAUCUUCUAAAAGCUUAUCAUCCUUUAUUGCUCCAGAGGCAUAGGGAGAAUUUGAGGAAGGCCAAAAAGGAUGCCGCACUGGACAAUGGCCAGCCAGUACCAGUUGAUUUUUUGGUAUGUCAGAAAACCCGUGUUAUAGUUAUAACUGGCCCUAAUACUGGCGGUAAAACCAUAUGUUUGAAGACUGUAGGAUUGGCAGCUAUGAUGGCAAAAUCAGGUCUCUAUGUUCUUGCUUCUGAAUCUGCACAAAUUCCUUGGUUUGAUUCUGUUUUUGCUGACAUUGGUGAUGAGCAGUCCUUAUCACAAUCUUUGUCCACAUUCUCUGGCCACUUGAAACAGAUAAGUAAUAUUAAAUUACUGUCAACAAGCCAGUCACUAGUGCUACUAGAUGAGGUUGGUGCAGGAACAAACCCCCUUGAAGGAGCAGCACUAGGAAUGUCGUUAUUGGAAUCUUUUGCUCAAGACAGUUGUUUGUUGACUAUGGCUACAACUCAUCAUGGUGAAUUGAAAACCCUAAAAUAUAGUAAUGAGGCCUUCGAAAAUGCAUGUAUGGAGUUUGAUGAAGUGAAUUUGAAGCCAACUUACAAGAUUCUUUGGGGUGUACCUGGGCGCUCAAAUGCAAUAAAUAUAGCCGAGAGGUUGGGACUGCCAUCUGAUGUUGUUGAUAAUGCUCGUAAGUUAUAUGGUUCUGCUAGUGCAGAGAUAGAUGAGGUAAUCACUGAUAUGGAAAGGUUAAAACAAGAUUACCAAGAGCUAUUGGAUGAAGCACGUCAUUAUCUGAUGCAUUCCAGAGAACUUUACAAUAGUCUAUUGAACACCAGAAGGAAGAUCAUGGAACAUAGUACUAAUCUAAGAUUUAAGAAGAUGAGAGAUGUAUCUGAGGCUGCAGCAAUGGCAAGAUCCAUCCUUCACAAGAAAGUGAGGGAAUUGGAUGUAUCAACUAAGCAGACUUCACAGAACAAUAAAGAACCCUCUAGGAGCUCUGAUUCAUCAGCAACAAGCCAAACUGCUGCAGAUAACAAAGAACCUACUAUUACUGAUAAAAGUGCAUCUGCUAGAAAAGUUUUUAAUCAAUCAAGAUCAGUUGCAGGUAAGUCUGAGCCUCCCAAGGUUGGUGAUAUGGUACAUGUCUCUUCCCUUGGGAGAAAGGUGACUGUUUUAAAAGUGGAUUCAUCCAAAGGAGAAAUUGUAGUUCAAGCUGGAAACAUGAAGUUGAAGCUGAAACUAACUGACAUUCAAAGAUCGUAGAAGCGGAAAAUCAUGGCCAUGGUCAUAAAUGAGGGAAAAUGUGCAUUGAAUCUGCUAUCAUAUGAUAUGACGUGAGAUAAAACCAAGGUGGGGGGGACUUUCAGAAACUUCAGUUUCUUGAUUUAGCCUGGUGUGUCAAGAACUAGAAUUUUACAAUGUCAUCAGCAACACAAAUAGUUGACGUCCUAACUGUGCAAGAAUGGAUGAAAGCUGUGACAAAAAAAUGCAAGAAAAUAAGGGAUUCAGUUAAAGAAAGUUAUAUGGGCAACUGAUGGUGCUUGCUUAGUGGAAAGAACAAUGACAGGUAUUCAUAGAAAACAAAAAGUUUUAGGCUUCUUGACACUAUUGGCGUGGAAUAUCCCUGCACCCUCUUCAAGGAGAUACCAAUGGAAUUCCUGUUAUGUGCUUGGAUUCCUUAAAUUAAGAAAACACCUUCCAUGCCCCCCCUAAAAAUCAAUUUAUGAAAAGGGAGCAUGGUGUGACGUAGAAAGACUCUGAGUGUGGUUAACAGACACACAAGUUUGAUUAUAAAAUGUCUUUACUUUUUUCUAACAAUUUUUUAUAUCGCUUUCAAAUGCAAGGCAUGGCCUACUUCUGGUUAGUCCUUAGAACUCAAUUCUAUUAAG